AUGUCAAUGUCAGAAACAGGUUCAAAGAUGUCCAAGAGACGUUUUAUAUGCGAAGAUCCAAAGUGCUUGAAAUCUUUCACUCGCAGGGAUUACCUUAUCAGACAUGAAGCUAACCAUAGUAAAGUUCGGCCCUACCAUUGUAUACUAUGCAAAGUAAGAUUUGCACGUAAAGACCUAUUACGAAAACACACUAGUUCCCAUUCACAUCUAAAGAAGCAAGAGGCGCAUAGUAAUCACCACAAAGAACUUGUCAUAAUGAAUUUCACUCCGAAUCCUUCAAGUGGUAGCAAGAGUACUGAUCUUAGAGAGUUAUCAGAACAGAAAUAUUGCUCAGAAGAGGCGAUUACCGAACCUCAUUAUGAAUUAGGAAACAAGGAUGAUACUUCAAGUCCUACUGGGAAUAAUUCUGAGAUUAAGUCUAAGAACUUGGAUCUUAAUAUAAACCCUCAGAACUGCGAACGUAAACCUUCACCAGAUUUCUCAGAGAGAUCAAGCAGCAUAAGCUCAAAUCAUAACGUAAUUGAUAACGAAACAUAUAGUAGCAUUUCGAAUAUACUUAAAGAUAUUGGGAUUGAGCAGAUAUAUUCAUUGGAAAGUGUGAAUAACUUUUUAGCACUCUUUUGGCUGAAAUUUAUUACCACCUAUCCAAUUAUACAUUAUCACACUUUUGAAGCGAAUAAUUCGGAUCCAAAAUUAUUGUUGACUAUGAUUUCGUUAGGGAUGGCUUAUACCGAGGAUAAACAUGACUAUCACUUUUCGAAGAUGAUUCAUCGAAAUUUGAAGAAUUUACUAUUUAAAGAUGUAGUUGAUAGGGCAGAUGUCAAGAUUUCAACUUUGCAAGCUAUUCUAUUAGAUAAUUAUUAUUGCAAACUACUUGGAGACACAGCACAAUUUCGAAUUUCAGAGUUGUUUCACGGCACAGGAAUUAACUUAUUGAGAUACUCUGGUUAUUUGGACAAUUUGGUAGGGCAACCAUUAAAAGAUUUUCGCCAGUUGUCUAGCUUAGAGCAAUCAAGACAGUGGAAAGAAUGGAUAGAUUAUGAAUCGAGUAAAAGAACGGCCUUUUUUGGAUUCUUGAUAGAUGUUCAAAAUACGUCAUUAUUUGGUUAUCGACAAUUGCUUUCCGCUUUUGAAAUGCAAUUAGAAUUGCCAUGUUCGGAUGCUGUUUGGAAUGCUGCCAAUCCAAUAUGUUUUUACAAAGAAUACAUGAAGCAACCUAAAGAAAUGUCUCAAAAAUAUGGAGAGGGAUAUGAUCCAAAUAAUGGUACGAUUCCAAUGCCCGAAAUCAAAAUAGAAGGUAAUUGGCCAUCAUUUCUAUGGAGCUUGAGACGGUUAAUGCAGCCAUAUAGAAAGCAUCACAAAGAAUACACUAUGAAUUGCUUUUCUCAGUUUUCCAGAUUGAUUUUAUUGCACGGUGUUUUAAGUGUGGUCUCGGAUUUGAAAUGGAGGAAUUUAAUAGAUUUGAGGUUUUUGUCAAAAAAGAAACUCUCUGAUUUAUCUAAGCGCUUGAUGGUUGCACUUCUCAAUUGGAGAGGUUAUUUUCAUAAUCAAAUAUGCUUCACAAAUGAAUCACUUGGGAAGUUAUUUGAUGAUUCGGUUCUUAAUGACUACAGAGCUUCAAAUAUCUUUUGGGCUAACUUAACUUUGUUUCAAUUUGCUGUUGUUGCAUUGCAUGUUGAUACUGUGUGUGUUGUCAGACUUGCGACAGAAUUUGUAUUUCAUACAAGUAGUUUAGAAGGUACGUCGAGAAGAAAUACGAAGAGUUAUGAAAGCGAUAGAAACCUCGAAGAAAUUGAACAAUGGACAAGAUCAGCAGACGGGAAGCUUGCAGUAGAGCAAUCUAGCAAAAUUUUGAAUACUGUUAUUAACAAUCCUGAAAUAAUAAGCUACCUUCCUCAUACUCCUUGGACAAUUUAUAUAGCAACAUUAACCGUAUGGUGCUUCGAAACAUACCAGGAUGCACCAUGUGGAUGUUCAAAUAAGAAUUUUUCACAUCAAAUAUCCGCUUCGAAGUAUUCAAUGCCUUUUGAAGAUGAAUUUGACUAUACGUUGGCACAAAAUGACGCUAUGUCGUAUCUAGCAAGAAAUUUAGAGGACAAAGAAGACAAUAUAGAAGAACCAGAGGGAGUAGAAGUAGAGCAAAAAUAUUGGAGAAAUAGACAGCAAGCGUUAGGAAUCGUUGUCUUUGUUAUGCUCUUUAUGAAGAAUUGUCAAUGGGGAAAUACUGAUACAUUAAGAAGAAAAUUAUAUUUAUUAGUUAAAUCACAUAAAUAA
Molecule: messenger RNA, 2274 nt
Organism: Priceomyces carsonii
Lineage: Eukaryota; Fungi; Ascomycota; Pichiomycetes; Serinales; Debaryomycetaceae
Exons: 4
Coding region: 1-2274 (757 amino acids)
Biological process (GO): regulation of transcription by RNA polymerase II; DNA-templated transcription
Cellular component (GO): chromatin
Molecular function (GO): DNA-binding transcription factor activity, RNA polymerase II-specific; zinc ion binding; RNA polymerase II cis-regulatory region sequence-specific DNA binding
Source: RefSeq, a predicted model, not a curated record